Messenger RNA from Physcomitrium patens, 4457 nucleotides. RefSeq lists its product as uncharacterized. The record is from RefSeq and is a predicted model, not a curated record. Gene Ontology annotation, biological process: signal transduction. NCBI's taxonomy places the organism in Eukaryota, Viridiplantae, Streptophyta, Bryopsida, Funariales, Funariaceae.
UCUUUUCGCUUGUCGUCUCCCACACCCCGCGUCCCCGACGCCAUGCCUUCCAAGUUGGACCGGGAGGUUCUUGGAAGAGGUAGGGGUGGAGAUGCGUAAGAAGCAGAAAAGCAGAGAGGAGGAAAGCCGUGAUGCAGAGUAGCAGAGACUUAGCAGAUCUGCUUUAUCUCGUUGCACUUUGUCUGCUUUUGCCGCCAACGUUGUGGGAGGCAUGCUACUGAGGGAAGUUUUUUCAGAGAUUGUGGCUCAUGUUGUAGUUCGAACUCGCUAGGGCAAGAAAGCGGGGCCGUGAAAGUAAUGGCUUACAACAAAGAUUUAGGGCGCAAGCUUAUAGAUGUGUUUUCGGACACUGUGAGAGCCGAACGGCCUAAUCGCGAUAGCGGAUGGAAUCAGUUGAAUCCAGAUGAAGGCUAUGGGAACUCGGAGCUUCAAGGCAAGCACAAGAUAUUCUUGAGUCAUAGUGGGGCGCAGAAGAACUUCGUGGAGGAUUUGUGUGUUCAAUUGGAGAACGUCAAUCGCUUCCCAUUCUUUGAUCAACGCAUCGACAGCUUACCAUUGGGUGAGAGGUUUCCAGAUGCCAUCUUUCGAGCUGCGAAACAGUGUCAGGUGGCAGUAGCAGUCUUGUCUGAGGAAUUUUUUACGUCAAAGUGGCCUAUGCUCGAGCUGGUUGCUUUCAUGGAGGAACAGAAAUUAGGUGUAAACAAAGGGUUGAAGAUAUUGCCUCUCUUUUUCAAGAUAUCUCUAACUGAAUUGAAGGAUUCAACAAGGCGGAACAAGUGGUUCUCGUUAUGAGAAGGCUGGGCACGAGCGGAUGGAAGGAUCAAGAUUGACAGAUGGAAGUAUGCGUUGGAGGAGUUGCCAAAAUUCAAUGGUAUUGGAUAUGUCGAGCAGGGAGAAGGAGACUCAUCGUAUCGAAACAAAGUUGCAGAAGCUUUGUGCGAAUUGGUUCAGCCUGAUGUAAGGUGGGGCAAAGACGUUCAAGGGAGGUUGCGAAUUUGUCGGAGAAUACUUGCAAAAGUUGAGAAGACCUGUCCAUCCCGUAGAGAUGGGGGCCGCGUGGUGGGCUUGUAUGGUGCGGGCGGAAUCGGCAAAACAACCUUCUGUAAGGAACUACUCGAUGAGCUAGAGACGAAAUUCCAUGGCAAGGUGUGCCAUAUGGAAAUUGGCAGCCACACACAUGAAAAGUUUUUGCAGCUCCUCAUAAGAUGCCUUACAGAGACAGAUUCUAGGCGGGGGUUUGAGAACUGGGACCAUGGCCAGUGCCAAAAUUACCUGCAGAAGGAAGUGAGGAGGAAAGAAACAUUUUUGGCUAUAGAUAACGUGUCACCUGAAACAGCUACGCAAGCAAGUGUAUACCUUGAUUUUGGGUUUCAUGAGAACAGUGUGGUUCUCGUGACAGCACGUACUCGCAGCAUACUUACAUCACACCUUCAGAUUGAUGAAAGAGACUGUAUGGAGAUGCCAGAUCUUGAGAAAAACGAGGCAACGAGGCUGUUUCUCAAGCGUGUGGGACUUGGUGACGAUUCUGUUUGGAUUAAGGACCAUGACAACAUUGUCCAAAAAUGUGUUGAAGAAUGUCUUUAUAGCAAGGGUGAUGACGCUGAUCAUCACUAUCAUCCACUAUCGCUACUGGUUUUGGGUGGGCAACUGCGAAGCGUCGACCCGUCAAAAUGGCAGGAGAUCUUAGCAGAAGAACCCGACAUUAAAUUCAAUCUAUCCGGGGAAAUGCCACACCCUGUCUUCAGCAUUUUUGAAAGAAGCUAUUACAGCUUGGGUAGAGCCGAACAGCUUCUAUUUAUGGAUGUAGCCUUCUUUACACCUGAAAGAUAUCUUCACGUGGCUAAGCAUGGUCCAUAACUUGAGUGAGACUCAGGUUAUCACACGGUUGAAGCUUUUAAACACAAGAGGGAUGUUGGAGGACUUGGGUGAUGGCUCUUGCAGUAUUCGCAUGCACGAUUUAUUCCGAGAGUUUGCGAAAUGGAAAGCGAAAGCAAUGAACCUUGAUACUCAAGAAUGUUUGUACGUGACAGACAAUAUCACUGAGCUUCGGAAAGAAAGAGCCGGAAACUGCUGUCAAGAGUUGGCGAGGAUUGCUUUAAAGCUGGGCUAUGAUUUGAGAAGUUUUGCUGGAAUUCAAUGGAAGUAUUUCUCGAAUGUUGUUGUUUUGAAGCUUUUCGAGUGCGACCUCGGCGAUGAAGUCUUGGACUUGAAAUGGCUGAAGCUUCUAAAAUCUUUGGAUGUUAAUGGCUGUGAAGGCCUCACCCAACUUCCUGGGCUGCAAGAGCUGAAAGACUUGACUUAUUUGAGACUGGUUUCUGUUGAAAUAGACAUUGAAACUCUGAAUCAACUACCUGUCUCACUCAAGUAUCUACACUUGCAAGAUCUUCGGAAUCUACCAAACCUUGACCACUGUACCAAUCUGCUCGAGCUCACAGUAGAGGAAUGUCGAUCAGAAUAUCCAGAUUUAAGCAAGCUAAGUUUGAUACAAAAGAUAUACUUCUCCGGCCCUUUUUGCAAAGCACCCACUGUCAGGGGUUUGAGCUCACGUUUGUCUAAUUUACAAUCUCUAAGGGUUGUUGCAUACCACUCGGGACCUUUGAGGUGCCUAGAAGGUCUCGGUGAGUUGAUUGGCUUGCAGGAGCUUCAACUUCUUCAUGUUGAUUCCACGGAACUUCCUGACUUCCAUAGGUUUACCAACCUGAAGAAGAUGGAGGUAUUGGGUGACAGUCUCACAAGGUUGUCAGGUCUUGGAAGCCUUCCCAAGUUAGAACAGAUCAUCCUCAAGGGUUGCCGCAAUCUGAGGUGCUUGGAAAGGCUUGAGCAGCUACCCAGAUUGCAACUUCUCCAUGUUGGAGGAUGUCGCAAUUUGGCAUCUCUAGAGGUUUACAAUUGUGUAAACUUAACCAUGUGUCUCGGGUUAAGUGACCUGACUGCCCUGAAGGAAUUACAUCUAUCUAAUGUGGGUGUUAGCGAUGUCCCGGACUUAAAGGAACUCUAUCUACGCAAUGUUGGUCUUCCGUUACAUCUGGUGAAACCCAGAGUUCGAUCGAACUUUUCCAGUCUGAAGAUUCUCAAUCUGCAAGGGUGCACUGAACUGAAGAGUCUGGAGGAAAUGGGGCCUUUACCUGCAUUGCUACAACUUGAUAUUUCAUACUGCAGCAAAUUAAUGGAUGUGCCAGACUUGAGCAAAUCCCGUAAGCUUGAACUGCUUGAUUUCUCCCACUCUGCAGUGGAAUGGAUACUCCGAUACGAAGAUUUGUACACAUUGGCUUCCUUGCCUCUACUAAAGCCAGUGACCAUUAUGAAGAAGGAAUAUUCAGCUGAGGCUAAUCAGAAAAGGAAGCAAAAAAUGCUUUCCUGGCAGCCCAAGUAUUUUGGUAUGGAUUAUGAAACCUUCUAUGAUAUGAAUACUCGCUUCAUGUUCAAGAGAAUGACGGGAGAAUUCGACAAUGAUUUUCAAGAAGGAUAUUCACUGCUGCAACGGGUAGCCUCAGAGAAGAAGCCGAUCAGUGCUUGAUCAGCAAAUGGCUCUAGUUCAGAGUCAUAUAUAGUUCACAGAGCCAUAUGCAGUUCGGAUAGUCAUGUGCAGCCCAGAGUCCAGCUCAUGUAUUGUCCUUGCUGGUGUUGUAUGAUCCACCACCAUCACCAUCACCACCAAAAUUGUGAUCUUGACUGGUAAGUUUGUGAAAUUGUCAAGGUUUGAGCGUCUGGGCUGGAUUUGUGUUCCUGCAAAAUUUGAGUUUUAGGUGUUUUGAAUAGGUAAUUUUUGAAUGGAUUUAGCCCUAAAUUGGGUUGUGACGAGAUGCUUUGAAUCGUGGAGUGGAAGCGGAGAUCAGUGAAUUGUUUUUUCACGUUACGUGGCAUUGGAUGAAGGGGUGAUUGUGGAUCACCCUACUGGAUCAGUCGAGUGGUUUGUGGAUCGGGUGAUCUUGUUGGCAGUCUUGAAAUGUCGCUUGCAGAAUCAGACGACCAGACGUUGCCAUGAGGGAGCUUAGGGCAGACUCAAACAUGCUGGGUUGAAUACAACUGCUCAUGCCACUACACUUCUCUAGUGCCAACAGCUGAAUCCUGCACAAAUGCUGCGCUCUGCCCAGCUUUUUCAGGUCUGUGCACAUAGUUUCACUCUCUUGGAAUUAACUUCUUAGACCUUCUGGAGCAGCUUUAGCAGAAAUAAAUAUCAUUUUGCUGAGUUUAAAUUUAGCUGCCAUUUUUGUGCUUCAAAAAGGCACCCUGGAUGGGCCUAGGACGUGCAAUGCUUGACACUGGGAAUUACCAAUGAGCUUCAAUUAAUAGCUUGGGGGAACUCUCUCUCUUCAUGUACAAAUGCUUCUUUUUUUUUUAUAUAGAAAUGAUUCGUAUAUCAAAUUUGAUCUCUAUAGUUUAUUAUAGAAGUUCGUAGUGCCCAAAAUUUGGUAAUGAAAGACCUAUUUUUGAAUACAUGGUUCUAAUUUGGAUGA